Molecule: messenger RNA, 2675 nt
Organism: Corythoichthys intestinalis (scribbled pipefish)
Lineage: Eukaryota; Metazoa; Chordata; Actinopteri; Syngnathiformes; Syngnathidae
Gene: slc38a9
Product: solute carrier family 38 member 9
Exons: 15
Coding region: 299-1981 (560 amino acids)
Biological process (GO): amino acid transmembrane transport
Molecular function (GO): L-amino acid transmembrane transporter activity
Source: RefSeq, a predicted model, not a curated record
CGGCAGUAAUGUUGCCAGCGAAGAAGAAGAGGGAGACGUAGAAGAAGAAAUCAAAGAAGAAGAAUCAAAUGCUCUAGAUUAGAAUCGAUGGACGGAAGUAUUGGGAGAGUACACAACCACAACACUUGUUUACAAGGAAGAAGCAAACAGGAUUGGUACUUUUUGACACGGUUUUCUUUGCACGGUGCCGCAUUUUGUGACACACAUACACAGAAACGGACAAGAAAAGAACGAUUUGUACUUUAAAAACAGUCAGGUGAUGGAAAUUGUCAGGAGCUAAACGAGUGCCUCAGGCAUCAUGGAGAACGAUUAUCGGCCUCUGCUGAGCUCAGAGCAGGCUGGAGAGAGCUUCUCGCACAGAGGCUCCACAGACUCACUGGAUUCCAGAGCUAAAAGACCUUUCUACGUGGAGCAUAGAAACAUCGUAGAUGAUGAACCGCAGGAGCGCGUGUCAGCCGAAGCUGCCAUUCUCAACAGCAGGGUGCAUUACUAUAGCAAAUUAACUGGAUCUUCUGACAGGCUGCUGAGUCCGCCAAACCAUGUUAUUCCACGAACAGAGGAGAUCUACAUAUACAGCCCGCUGGGAACAGCUUUUAAGAUGUCAGGAAAAGACCAUAUGGCUAAAAACCCCAGCAUUAUUACCAUAUUUGCAAUAUGGAACACAAUGAUGGGCACAUCCAUACUCAGUAUACCUUGGGGUAUAAAACAGGCUGGAUUCACUCUUGGGAUUCUCAUCCUUAUUUUCACAGGCUUACUGAUGCUCUACUGUUGUUACAUCGUCCUUAAAUCACCAAAAGCAAUACCCUAUGUGGAUACGUCUGACUGGGAAUUUCCUGAUGUUUGUCGUUACUAUUUUGGCAAGUUUGGUCAGUGGUCCAGCUUGGUCUUCUCUAUGGUGUCUCUGAUUGGAGCCAUGGUGGUGUAUUGGGUGCUCAUGUCCAAUUUCCUCUACAACACGGGGCAGUUUAUCUACAACUAUGCUCAUCAUGUUAACAUGUCAGAUUCAGACUUUGGAACCAAUGACACCGAUAAUAGAGUAAUCUGUCCUUUCCCAAACACUGACUCUGGAGGGAACCAAACUUUUGUCACACCUUACAUCAGUGCCAAUGGAAAUGAUACGUUUGAUGUCAACUCCUUUGAACACUGGUGGAGCAAAACAAAUACCGUACCAUUCUUUCUCAUCAUUCUCCUGCUGCCACUGCUUUGCUUCAAAUCAGCCUCCUUCUUUGCAAGGUUCACAUUCUUGGGCACCAUAUCAGUGAUCUACCUGAUUGUUCUAGUCACAAUUAAAGCCGCCCGCCUUGGCUUUCAUCUUGAGUUCCACUGGUUUGACAGUAACAAUUUUUAUGUUCCAGAAUUUCGACUGCUCUUCCCUCAGCUGACAGGUGUCCUCACGCUGGCUUUCUUCAUCCACAACUGUAUCAUUACACUAAUGAAGAACAACAAGCAUCAAGAGAACAAUGUACGAGACCUGUCUGUGGCUUAUCUCCUUGUUGGCUUGACAUACCUUUACGUGGGAGUGUUGAUCUUUGCUGCUUUUCCAGCUCCUCCUCUCAGUAAAGACUGCAUUGAACCAAACUUCUUAGACAAUUUCUCCAGUGGUGAUGUGAUGGUUUUUGUGGCUCGGACCUUCCUGCUGUUCCAAAUGAUCACAGUCUAUCCCUUGCUGGGAUACCUGGUGCGAGUCCAGAUGAUGGGGCAGUUGUUUGGCAAUCAUUAUCCCAGUUUCUUUCAUGUCCUCACCCUGAACGUCUUGAUUGUUGCAGCCGGCGUCCUUAUGGCAAAGUUUUACCCCAACAUCGGAUCCAUUAUUCGGUUUUCUGGAGCAACUUGUGGCUUGGCUUUAGUGUUCGUAUUCCCCUCCUUGAUCCACAUGAUCUCCUUGAGACGACAGGGUGCCCUCCGCUGGCCGUCAGCAGUGUUUCACAGUUUUCUUAUCUUGUUGGGUAUGGCCAACCUGAUGGCUCAGUUCUUCAUGUAAAAAGAACAACUUCCCUGGCAAUCUUCAAACAUGUUCUCUAAAUGGAAUGAAGGACAGUAAAGUGUAUUGUUAUUCAAGGCCACAACUAUUUCUGGUACCUUCCAGCCAGUUUCAGGUAACUUGAUUUUUCCUCCUUAGACAAGUCAAUUAUUAUGUACUGUGUUUAAGUUGUGAAUCGUAGUCAUAAACAUAAGAGGAGUCUGGGUGGGUAACAGGGGCCAUAGUUUAUAAGGGAAGCAUAUUUAAACAUUUAAUAUAUAAUUUUCUGUGGAAUCAAUGUGUAUUACCUGUAUGGCUCUACAGUUGUUUUUUAUAAUCAACAGGUCAUUCUCGUUAUGAGAAAUCCUGGUUACUGAUUAUACAACUUUGUUAGCAUGUUUUAAGCAUUUUUUUUUUUUUUUAACAGAAUGGUGCAUUUUUGAUUUUUUUAAAAAUCAUCAUCAAAUUAUUUUGGUACUAUACAUUCUGUGUUUAGUAUUUAUUGACACCCUCCUUUUUUUCAGUGCGUACAGAUAAAGGGAAAAUAAAUCUGAAAUCCAGAGAUGUCUCCUGUUGUAUUUCAAGAAUCAAAUGACAUGACACCUAGUGUAUUUCUUAAAUAUAUGGUGGAAAACACAGACAAGGCUGAAAAAGCAGUUUCUGCUCUUGCACCCCUCUUUAAAAUAAACUGUAUUUUAAGCCAAAAGAACUGUUG